GACUCUUUUGUCUUUCAGAUAGUUAUAUUUAUAAUAUCAUUUCGCCAGUGAAAAUGUGACCAGAAGACGUUAGGAAAUUAGUUUAAGAUUUGCUCGUUCUAAAUUUGUUGGAUUAAAAAGUUUCAAAACAUGGCACACAGUUUCGAGGAUAAUAAUACCUUUCCAGGACUUCCGGACAAUUUCAUUAACUGUCCGAUAUGCCGGAAAACAUUACGUGCACCAAAGUGUUUGCCAUGCCUGCAUUCAUUCUGCAUGAAUUGCCUUAACAAGCAUAUCAUGACAUCAGAGAACAAGGACAAAAGCUUCCCAUGUCCUGUUUGCCAGGAAACCACAACUGCACCUGAAGGGAAUCUUAAGCCAGACGAAUGGGCAAAACAUUUUAAAUCGAACACGCUUGUAGAUUCAGUCAUGGACGCGGUUGACUUGAAGAAGGGCGAGCGAAAAUGCGAUCCUUGCAAGAAUACCCACAAGUUAACUAUUGCAUUCACGUGGUGCACGUCGUGCCGAGAGGCUCUAUGUCCAACGUGCACCAACAGUCACCGAGGUUUGCGAUUAACGCGCGGUCACGCUCUAAUUGACAUAAACAGAAUCAAAUCACAGCCAGUUGCAGCCAUUAUUAAAGACGAGAAAUGCCCGGAUCACGAGGACCAGUUUAUGCAAUAUUAUUGCAAAGACCAUAAGCAACAAUGCUGUCCGGUAUGCGCAGUGGCCGUCCAUCGCAGGUGUGAGAACGUAUUUGAUAUGGCGAAACUUGGCAAGGAGAUUAGAACUCAGCAGAAAGGCGAAAGGUUGCUGAAACGCUUGCACGCAUGUCUGGAUGCGCAACAGGAAAUGGUUUCCCGGAAGGGCAACGCACGUGACGCACUAGGUCAAAAGAAGCACACGAUUCUAAAAGAAAUUAGAGAUCUAAAAACAAGCUUAACCGAGCUUCUUAGUUCCAUGGAAACAACCUUUCUUAACGAGUUCGAUUCGCUGCACAAGUCCCGUAUUGUUGAGAUUCUGAAUACAAUUGAAGAGGGUCAGCGGGUGGUAAAGGCGAUAUGUGACACAACAGCAAUGCUAGAGGCUGCAAUGACUCAUGGUUCGGACUCUCAGCUGUUCAUCACUUUCGAAAAGAUAAAAGAUGAAUGCAGGAGAUUUGAGAAGUUAGCUGUUACAAAUAACAAGGAACCUAAGGAAAUCGUGUAUACGUUUAAAAUGGACGAGAGAUUAAAAUUUGUAGCAAAUACUGUACGAAAGUUUGGACAUUUGUCUGUUGAGAAUGAUCAUAAUCCGUCUAAGGUCAUGUCGUUCAAAGAUGCAAGUGUUAGGGAAACGGAAAUAUUUGGUGCACGCGCUCCGUUCGACGAUCUUAGAGCUGUAGAUGUAUUUCCGAACGGAGAUAUCAUUAUCGGCGAUAGGAUGAGCAAGUCUGUGCUAUUGUUUCAUAGCAACGGUGACUUCGUCUGCCAUACCAACUUCAAAGCACGGCCUUGGGGAGUAGCAGUUCUUGGAGUCCGGACAGCGUGUGUGUCUUUGCCCGAGUGUCAGGAAAUACACAUCCUGAAAUCGUCUUUGAGCGAAAGAACUCUUGAAGACUACAAAACAAUAGAAACUGGUAUCAGCUGCUUUGCAUUGAGCAAUUUCUCAGGAGAGUACCUUUCAAUUCAACAUCAAAUAGAGAAAAGCGAAAAAGGUCGCGUUCAGAUGGCUCAAUCGGAUAAACUGCUGCAUCACAAGGUUGCGGUCGACAUUACGGCCAACCAUGAAAACGUCCAAGGUAUAGCGUUCGAUGAAGCAACUAACAAGAUAUUUAUCGCCACGGAUUUUGAUGCGGUCGAAUGCUACAGUGCCAGGGGUAGGAUUUUGUUUCGGAAUACUUACACAGGCGAUGGAGACUUCCGUGGAAUGUGCGUCGACCGGCAAAGUAACGUUUACGUUACGUCUCACGCAAAUAAAGGCGUUCUACAGCUGUCGAAUGAAGGAGAGCGAAUCCGCAUGAUAUCGACGUCGCCGUUAGCACCACUUGAUGUUGCCAUAUCUCCUAGAGGAAACAAAAUGGUGGUUGUCGGGAGGAGUGAUCUUGUCUACGUUUAUACUUUUAGAUAAACGAAUGAGCUUGUACUCAAUGUUGAAUUGCGUAAGAUAUUGAAUAGCUUUUGUUGUUGUUUUUUUUUUUCAUUUUCAAUGCAUGGGCACUGUUUUGCCAAAAUAUAUCUAUGUAUCAUGUAAUUGAUUUAGACAAAAGGUAAAAUUUACUUCUAUAAAGUGUAUCAUGAAUUUUAAUAAAACAGAUAUUCUAGAAAAAGAGGUCUUUUUUUGUCUUUAGAGCACCGUUUUCCAUAAAAUAAUUUAAAACAAAUGGCAUAAAAGCAUCGUGCUAACAUACUGAGGUAUUUUAUUUUAUAGUUCGUUGGGGCUUAAAAUAGUUUCAAUUCAAACUGAUUGAUUUUGAAACAUUUGAUAAGUAUUUCGACAGUGAACGCAUGAAUCUUUCUAAUAUUUAUAACUUUUUCAUUAGUGAAACGUGAUGG
Molecule: messenger RNA, 2513 nt
Organism: Mercenaria mercenaria
Lineage: Eukaryota; Metazoa; Mollusca; Bivalvia; Venerida; Veneridae
Product: E3 ubiquitin-protein ligase TRIM33-like
Exons: 1
Coding region: 130-2088 (652 amino acids)
Biological process (GO): positive regulation of DNA-templated transcription
Cellular component (GO): chromatin; nucleoplasm
Molecular function (GO): zinc ion binding; ubiquitin-protein transferase activity
Source: RefSeq, a predicted model, not a curated record